AUGGGGAUCAGCAAAGAGACCAACAAGUCCCUCCUCUUCGAUGCUGGAUCAUACUUUGCCCACAACGAGAUGGAACUUGGGCACUGGAGGUGCGAAUUCAGUGCCGUGUUCCGUGACAAGAGCUACACGGAACACUACCAACAAAAUUACCCUCCUCCUGAGCCUGUGGAGGAGUUUGACGAUCGCAACCGGCUGUACAGCCUCAAAGGAGCCAUCGUUUAUUCCGCUGGCCACCCGCAGAGUUCCAUGAGAAAGACGGCGUACAACAAUAUGCUGUAUCUCAUUGAAAAGUACGCCCCACUGAACAAGGUAGACAAAUACGAUCCGAACAUCGACCCAUCCAUCACGGGGGCAUGCAUCGUGCCCCAUCUUGCCGAGGGGUUCAUUUGAAUCGCUAAGCGUAUUUCCAAGCAUAGUUUAUGAAAAUAUAUGAGCAACAGUCAUCUACCACGAGCCUCAUGGAAAGGCAUAGUGUGGCGAAAGACAAAGAUGGGAGACAUCCAAAGAAGACUUGGGACAUCAGGUUGAACAUGUGCCCACAAUGCAUACACUGGAUAUAUAGUAACGAGCGAAGCAAAUACUUUUGUGUGUGAACAAGGAGGAUGCAGUGAGUGAGGUCAGGGGGGCAGAGCGGCUGGGGAAGGACUAAUUCCGACAUGGUUGGUGUAUUCUAGAAACACUUCGAGUCAAGCGAACAAAGCUCUUCUGAUGAGAACAA
This is a messenger RNA of Podospora pseudopauciseta, 718 nucleotides long. RefSeq lists its product as uncharacterized. The transcript has 2 exons. The record is from RefSeq and is a predicted model, not a curated record. Bases 1 to 390 code for a protein of 129 amino acids. Lineage: Eukaryota; Fungi; Ascomycota; Sordariomycetes; Sordariales; Podosporaceae.